AUGAAGUUGUCCAACUUCUUUCUCGCCGCCCUCGUGGCUGGCAGCAAUGCCACAUCCAUUUUCCCUCGUGGCACGCGCCCAUCCCAAUUCCACGACAGAGCCCUCCUCCAAGACAUAAUCACCUUCGACUCGCACUCCCUCUUCAUUAACAAAGAACGCGUAACAAUCUUCUCCGCCGAGCUGCACCCCUUCCGUCUUCCCGUCCCUUCUCUAUAUCCUGACCUCUUCCAAAAGGUCAAGGCCAUGGGUUUCAACAUGGUGUCCUUCUACGUGGACUGGGCCCUCCUCGAAGGAAAGCCUGGGGAGUUCAGGUCUGAGGGAGCGCUUGAUUUGCAGCCCUUUAUUGAUGCCGCGCAGGAGGCGGGUGUUUAUCUUCUUGCGAGGCCUGGGCCGUAUAUUAAUGCUGAGGUUUCGGGGGGUGGGUUUCCCGGGUGGAUUCAGCGCGUGGAGGGGUUUUUGAGGACUAAUGCUACUGACUUCUUGAAGGCGACUGAUAACUAUGUUGCGAAGGUCGGAGCAAUUAUCGCAAAGGCCCAAAUCACCAAUGGCGGACCAGUCGUCUUGUAUCAACCCGAGAACGAGUAUAGUGCUACUGAAGGAACACCCUUCCCCAACCAUGACUACCUAAAAUACGUCAACGAUCAAGUCCGCAAGGCUGGUAUUGUUGUCCCUCUUAUCAACAAUGAUGCUUGGCAAGGUGGUACUGGUGCGCCUGGAACUGGAAAGGGAGCUGUGGACAUUUACGGACACGAUGGUUAUCCUGUUGGAUUCGACUGCGCCAACCCUUACAAAUGGCCCGAGGACAAACUGCCAACGACUUGGCACGCCGAGCAUAUGGACAAGAGUCCUAAGACUCCAUACUCGAUCAUUGAGUUCCAAGGCGGUGGUUUCGAUCCACCCGGCGGCGCUGGUUUCGACAAAUGCUACGACCUGACCAACCACGAAUUCGCCCGCAUCUUCUACAAGAACAACCUCGCUGCCGGUGUUACGAUCUUCAACAUCUACAUGACCUGGGGAGGAACGAACUGGGGAAAUCUUGGCCACUCUGAUGGAUACACAUCCUACGAUUACGGCGCGGCGAUCAAAGAAGACAGAAGCAUCACCCGCGAAAAGUACUCUGAGAUCAAACUCCAAGGCCAAUUCCUCGCCGUCUCACCCAACUACGCAAUCGCAAACCCCAGCAACGUCACAACAAGCAAAUACACGACCAACAAGAAAGUCGCCGUAACAGCACUAACCACCAAACCCGGCGAUGCAUUCUAUGUCGUCCGUCACGCAGACUAUCGAACCACCUCUUCAGCAUCAUACAAACUCAAACUCAAGACCUCUGUCGGCGAGGUUACAAUUCCUCAACUCGGCGGUUCGCUUACACUUCAUGGACGAGAUUCCAAGAUCCAUGUCGUGGAUUAUCCUGUUGGGAAGUACAAGUUGUUGUAUUCUACUGCUGAGGUGUUUACGUGGAAGGACUUUGGGGAUAGGACUGUUCUUGUUGUUUAUGGUGGACCUGAUGAAGUGCAUGAGAUUGCUGUUAAGGGCGAUGACAAAGGCAAGGUUGUUGAAGGUGAUGGUGUCAAGAUGGAGACGAAGAAGGGAGUAAAUGUCUUGCAGUUCAAGACUAGCUACAAGCGUCGUGUGGUGCAGUUUGGCUCUCUUCACAUCUACCUCCUCGAUCGCAAUUCUGCAUACAAUUACUGGGUCCCCACCAUCCCAGGCAAGGGCGACCGUGGUGCAUUCGGAUCGUCUGUUAUGAACCCCAAAGCACUCAUCGUCAACGGUGCCUACCUCAUCCGUUCUAUCACCGUCGAAAAGUCCAAGCUCUCCAUCCGCGCCGAUUUCAACACCACUUCACCCUUGGAAAUCAUCGGUGCACCAAAAGGAACUUCCAGCCUCUUAAUCAACGGCAAAGAAACACCCUACACAAAGUCGAAGCUCGGAAAUUGGCUCGUCAACCCAGCCGUCGCAGUCCCAAAAGUCAAGGUCCCUGACUUAAAGAGUCUAGACUGGAAAUCCGUCGACUCUCUUCCCGAGAUUAAUAAAGAGUACGAUGAUGCUAAGUGGCCUAAUGCUGAUCUCAAGGAGACGUUCAAUUCCAAGUGGCCGCUUAAUAACUCUGUUUCACUCUACGGCGGAGAUUACGGGUUUCACUCCGGAGCGAUGCUCUUCCGGGGUCAUUUUACGGCCGAUGGCUCGGAGGAUAAAUUUACCUUCUGGGCAUUCGGUGGAAUGGGGUAUGGAAGUUCGGUUUGGUUGAAUGACCAGCACCUGGGGUCUCUGGUUGGCGAGGGACCGCGCAACAACCAUACCUCUACGUACAAACUUCCGAAAGUUCAGAAGGGCAAGAAGUAUAUUGUUACUGUCAUCAUCGAUAACAUGGGAUUGAACGGGAAUUGGGUUCCUGGUCAAGAGGUGGGCAAGGAGCCACGCGGUAUCCUUGACUGGUCUGUCAAAUCAGCUUCUGGAAAAGAGACAAAGAUCUCAAAGUGGAAGAUCACAGGUAAUCUCGGAGGAGAAGACUACGUCGACAAAUUCCGCGGUCCCCGCAAUGAGGGCGGCUUCUUCUUCGAACGACAAGGCUACCAUCUCCCAUCCGCACCUACGAAGAACUUCAAGUCCGGCUCACCUUUCAAAGGCAUCUCCAAACCAGGCGUAUCGUUCUAUACAGCCAAGCUCAACCUUAACCUUCCCUCUGACAAAUACGACAUCCCCUUAUCCUUCGAGUUCAAGAACAACACCGCCAGCACAGGCUCAUACCGCGCAUUCCUCUACGUCAACGGUUUCCAAUACGGUCGGUACACAAGCAACAUCGGCCCUCAAUCCUCCUUCCCCGUUCCAGAAGGUGUGUUCAACUACCGUGGUGAUAAUUGGAUCGGUAUCGGACUUUGGGCAUUGGAGAAAGGCGCGAAUCUUGAGGGUCUUAACUUGAAGAUUGGCCAUCCAGUACAGACUGGUCGAGACCCGGUUGCGUACGUCAAAGCUCCCAAGUAUGCUCCCCGUCGCGGGGCGUACUAG
This is a messenger RNA of Fusarium coffeatum, 3009 nucleotides long. RefSeq lists its product as uncharacterized. The record is from RefSeq and is a predicted model, not a curated record. Gene Ontology annotation, cellular component: vacuole. Lineage: Eukaryota; Fungi; Ascomycota; Sordariomycetes; Hypocreales; Nectriaceae. The transcript is spliced from 8 exons. Bases 1 to 3009 code for a protein of 1002 amino acids. Gene Ontology annotation, biological process: carbohydrate metabolic process. Gene Ontology annotation, molecular function: beta-galactosidase activity.